Tinamus guttatus (white-throated tinamou) is the source of this 2232-nucleotide messenger RNA. Lineage: Eukaryota; Metazoa; Chordata; Aves; Tinamiformes; Tinamidae. The record is from RefSeq and is a predicted model, not a curated record.
ACGGACCAGGGCCGCAGCAGCAUGCUGAUUGCAUCCCAAAUGGAACCAACAUAUGCCAGGACAGUUUAUCCAUGCUUUGAUGAACCAGCCAUGAAGGCAACAUUUAAUAUCAGAAUCAUCCAUGAUCCAAGCUACGUAGCUCUUUCCAACAUGCCUGCUAUUGAUGUUUCUGAAAUGAGGGAUGAGAAUGGAAGCGUGUGGGCCAUUACCACAUUUAAUACUUCGCUGAAAAUGUCGACUUACAUAACUGCUUUUGUGAUUUGUGAUUUUGAUUAUGUCACCAGAACAGAACGGGGAAAUGAGAUACGUAUUUGGGCUCGGAAAGAGGCAGUUAAAAAUGGGUAUGUUGACUAUGCUUUAAAUAUCACAGGCCCAAUAUUUUCAUUCCUGGAAGACUUGCUUAACAUCAGCUAUCCUUUGCCAAAGACAGAUCUGGUUGCACUGCCUGAUUUUGAAGCAGGUGCUAUGGAAAACUGGGGACUAAUGACUUUCCAAGAGUCAUCAUUGAUGUACCUCCCGAGUGAUAAAUUCACAGGCAGAAAGGCUGUGAUUGCCAUAACUACAUCACAUGAGAUAGGACACCAGUGGUUUGGAAAUCUGGUUACUAUGAACUGGUGGAAUGAUCUGUGGCUUAAUGAGGGAUUGGCGUCUUACUUUGAAUACCUGGGAGCCGCCUUUGUUGAACCCAAGCUUUCACUGGAUAAAGUCUUUCAUGAUCAUGUUAUACAACCCAUUUUAAGAGAGGACAAUGAAGUAGGAGUUCGAUCUCUGUCAGCAAGUGAAGACAAGAUUAAAGGAUCAUCUUUCUUAAUGUCUUUGUUUGACAACAUCACGUAUAACAAAGGGGCUUCCAUUACCUGGAUGCUUUCAAAUUUUCUGACUGAGAAGCUGUUUAUCAGAGCACUCAUUUCUUACCUGAAAACAUUUUCCUUUUCAAAUGCUAACCAGGAUGAUCUGUGGACGCACAUACAAUUGGUUGUAGAUGCACAGGAUGAAAUUCAGUUGCCAGCAUCUGUAAAAAAAAUAAUGGAUUCCUGGACGUGCCAAAAUGGGUUUCCAGUUUUAACAUUAAAUCUAUCCACUGGCACAAUCAGUCAGGAACAAUUUCUUAAUAAAAAGAAUGAAAACAGUACUGAUACAUACAAUAACACGUGGAUUGUUCCUAUUUCAUGGAUGAGAAAUGGAUCAUCACAACCCAUGUUGUGGCUUGAUAAAAGCACCAAAAUGUUUCCUGAAAUGCAAGUAUCAGAAUCAGAGUAUGACUGGAUCCUGCUCAAUGUAAAUUUAUCUGGAUACUAUCGGGUUAAUUAUGAUCAAUUAAACUUAAAAAGAUUAGCACAUGUGCUUGAAAAUGAUCCAAAGUAUGUAUUAAUGUGCUCAAAUAUGAGGCUUGUUUUUCCCUCAAAUAGGUUUGGAUAUAUUCAGAUUGAAUCAGCGCUUGAACUAACAAAGUAUCUUGCCAGAGAAGAUGAAAUCUUUAUAUGGAAUAUGGUAUUAUUAAAUCUAGUACCAGAGAUUUUGGAAAGUACUUUGAAAAACUAUGAAGUAUAUCCACUUCUAAAGAAAUACCUUUUAAAGAGAAUGUUGCCAAUAUACCAUUAUUAUGCAGGUUUAAUUCGGCAAAAUCUUGAUGCUUUGGAAACUGACUAUUUUGCUCAAGUAUAUUUGGAAAAACUUUUUGCAACAGCAUGUUGGCUGGGUCUCCAAGACUGUUUGGAUCUUUCAUCUGAACUGUAUGCGAAGUGGAUGAACAGCCCUGAGUACAAUAUUCCCUCUUUAAUUAGAAGAACAAUCUGUUGCUAUGGUAUUGCAAUGGGAAGUGAUAAAGAAUGGAAUUUUGCAUGGGAUAUGUAUAGCCAAACCAACUCCACAAAGGAAGAUAAAGACAUCCUACUCUUUGCCUUGAGCUGUGCCAGAGAAUCAUGGUUACUUUACAGAUACUUGCAAUAUGGACUCAGUGAUACAUUAUUUUCUUCCAACUGUACUUCAGACAUCAUCCUAUAUGUGAUGGUUAAGGAUAUUGGGCAACGUAUAGCCUGGGAAUUUGUGACAGAAAAUUGGCCACUUCUAAGUGAAAGGUGUGGGGAGGAACUAUUACAUGAUAUAUUAAAAGUAAUGGCAAGAUUUGUCAAUACAGAUAUACAAAUCCAAGAGAUUGCUGGGAGAGACAUACUGUUCUGUGAUUGUAGAAGAAGCACCACAGGAGGAUAUGCUGAUACCAACUUGUCUUAG